Mercenaria mercenaria is the source of this 1868-nucleotide messenger RNA. Its product is annotated as RNA 3'-terminal phosphate cyclase-like protein. Lineage: Eukaryota; Metazoa; Mollusca; Bivalvia; Venerida; Veneridae. Gene Ontology annotation, molecular function: RNA endonuclease activity. Gene Ontology annotation, biological process: ribosome biogenesis; endonucleolytic cleavage of tricistronic rRNA transcript (SSU-rRNA, 5.8S rRNA, LSU-rRNA). Bases 80 to 1210 code for a protein of 376 amino acids. The record is from RefSeq and is a predicted model, not a curated record. The transcript is spliced from 9 exons. Gene Ontology annotation, cellular component: nucleolus.
UUUAAGUGGAGCCAGUCUACAGAACUGUCAAAAACCACGUGCGUUUUGUAAACAAACAAAUGACUUUGUAAAUAUAACAAUGUCUCAGAAACCAUUAACAUAUGAUGGCUGUAACUUUCUACGACAACGCCUUGUUUUAUCAACCCUAAGUGGAAAGACAGUGAAGAUAAAAGGAAUAAGAAAUAAAGAUGACAACCCGGGAUUGAAAGAUUUUGAAGCCUCUGUUAUCCGACUGCUGGACAAGUUGACAAAUGGAUCCAAUAUUGUUGUAAACGAAACUGGUACCAGUCUGUUGUAUCACCCGGGUCUUCUGAUUGGUGGAAAAAUUGAACAUGAAUGUAAUUUGCAGCGUUCGAUUGGCUACUUCCUGGAAGUACUGCUAUGUUUGGCUCCUUUCACAAAGAAACCACUGCAUGCAGUUCUGACCGGCAUCACAAAUGAUCAAGUUGAUCCUUCUGUCGAUAUGAUAAAGUUGUCAACAAUACCAGUUUUAAAGAGAUUUUUGGGAACAGAUGAUGGCUUGGAACUCAAGAUCACCAAAAGAGGUGCUGCUCCGGACGGUGGAGGGGAAGUGUUAUUUCGAUGUCCAUGUCGGCAGAAAUUGAGACCAUUACAUUUCACCGAGCCUGGAAAAGUUAAGAGAAUAAGAGGAGUUGCCUGGGUUACACGAAUGUCUCCUGCCACAGCCAACCGUAUUGUAGAUGCAACAAGGAGCGUCUUAAAUUCUUUCCUUCCAGAUAUUUAUAUAUACACAGAUCAUAUGAAAGGUGCACAGUCCGGGAAAUCUCCAGGGUUUGGCCUGACUUUGGUAGCUGAGACAACAGAAGGGGCUUUUUAUGCAGCUGAGAUGGUUUCUAACCCAAAAGGUUCAAGCGAGGGACCAACAGUACCAGAAGACCUUGGAAAAGAGGCAGCAAAAUAUCUACUGCAAGAAAUAUACAGAGGUGGAUGUGUGGAUUCAGUCAGUCAAAGUAUAGCAGCACUUAUGAUGGUACUGGGUCAACAAGAUGUUUCUAAAUUACAAACUGGUCAACUUACAGAUUAUUCCAUACAGUAUCUACGACAUAUCCGAGACUUCUUCCAGGUCAUGUUUAAAGUGGAACCUAAACCUGUAAGUGAGGAUGAAGAAGACUUGAAACUUGGUGGAGAAAAACUCCUGUUGACUUGUGUAGGAGUGGGAUAUUCAAAUCUUAGCAAAAGAAUUACAUGAUCUAAAAAAAUAUGUAUUCAAAUCAUGGCAUGUUUAAAGUGAAGAAGAAUCUGUGUAGAAAGUGGGAUGAAUAUUUACAGACUUGGAACCAAAAGGAUACUGUAAAAGUUCAGACUGGGUUAGGUAGUGCUGGUUCCCUACAAGACCAAGAGCUGAUUUAGGAUACCAGUCUUGAAACUCCAGCAUUUGACUGGUUGAUUCUUAACUCCAUUUUUGAUAGGCUAAAUGACAGGGUGACAAUCCAAGACUAGUUUCCAAACUCACUUCAAAUCCAUAGAGAUAGGGGACUCCGUCCACAACUAGGAAAUAUGUUUUGCAUGAUAACAUGAAUAAAGACAUUAAAAUCCAUUUGACCUCCACUUAAGAUUAAUGUAAAGAAGUUGUUCCUUAAUGCAGAGAUCUAGUUUCUGCUGAUCAGAUUAAGUGACAUAUGUCUUGCUGUUUUGUGCAGUGAUGAGAUUUUGAUAAGCUGAGUAACUGAAAUGUUGUUAAGAAAUGAGUUAACUUGUCAUUAAAUAUCAGCUUAUUUUCAAAACUUGUAUCCGUGGAAAAUAUGUAUCUUGUCUGGGACUUCAGAAGAGCUGAUGCCACAAAGUGUUCAUGUGUUAUUUUCUUGUACUAGCUUGUGGAGUAAAUAAAUGAUUUGAUUUACUCAUAA